Molecule: messenger RNA, 1773 nt
Organism: Sclerotinia trifoliorum
Lineage: Eukaryota; Fungi; Ascomycota; Leotiomycetes; Helotiales; Sclerotiniaceae
Source: the annotation of a GenBank genome assembly
GGGGGCGCAGGCCCCUCGUAGAAUUUGUAUAAUCAAUUUUAAAUUUAAAUUUUAUUUUUUAUAAAAAUUUUCCUUUAUAAUAUAAUCUCUUAUAAUUAGAUUCUACUAUACUCGUACCUAGGUACAUCUCCUGUAUAUAGGAUGAUAGACAGGCCAGUCAACAGAAUAGGGAGAUAUACUCGUGUGGAUAUAUCCAGCUUGAUCCCCACUGCAUUGUGCGUCUUGGCAGCACAAUAACGGUCAUGCCACUCCAAUGUCGUCGAGCGCCGAGUACCUAUUGCAGUAACUGACCGGUCCAAUACUAGUAGUAUCUAUGUGCAUACGGCGUCCACAAAUAUUUUUCUUCAGCAACUUUUGAUGGUCGCAACCUGAUUGUGAUGAUUAGGUUCUAUUGCAUUGCGCUAGGUCGUCUUCGUGAACGCGAGCGUCGACCAUCUAAUGAGAAUGCGGAAACAAUCAUACUUCGGACGAUUCAAGCUUUCAUCAGUAUCUCGCCGCAGUGAAGAUUAUCAUCCAUGAUGGUGCAAGAUACGAAAACAUCAUUAGCCAGCUUGGCGUGGGAGUUUGUUUCUUCUUAGGAGCGACAUUCAUCAUUCCAUGUAAGUCUCGAAGGGGUCAAGUUACCAGUGACGUUGCCCUUCUAACGAAGUUCGUAGAUGGGAGACCAAGCUACCCCUUGAAAGGACAUCAUUUUGAGAAUGCGAUGCAUAUAUUACGUGGCAAAGGUAUCGUCGAAAUCGCCAGAGAAUUUCAAGAUCUAGGCGAUCAUCUGAUCGAUCACCUGCUGAACCGUCCUUCGAUGUUAUUCGAUAAUGAGAUCAAAUCCGCUUCCACCGCACAGCAAAAUCGCAUGUCUGUUCCUUGAGCAUCUACACCCCUGUCACCAACCACCAGAUCUUCCGCAAUUCUGUCCUCCAUUACCGUGUCGUCCAGCACGACCUGGCUCACUUCGCCUGGGCCCGUAAUGAUUCAGACUUUGCACCAUUCUCAGUUGUUGCACAACAAAUCAAGCCGUGUUUCCCUUUCGGACCUACCACAGUUUUGGGUCCUUGAAUUGGCAAGCUUGCAUGAACUUUCAGAAUUUUUUACUCCCAAAAUGUACGAAGCUGUUCUCACGGUUCAUCGUGGGUCUUCAAGCGACAUUGAUACGAGAUGGACGAAGGCUGUGCGUUUCGAGCUAGCUUCUGAACAGGGUCAUGAUAUGCAGCCGGAGAUCUGUGUACCGUAUCAUAUAGCAAAUGUUGCGAAACGCACUCUCUCAAACGACGAUAGGCGGAACUUUUACGGUGAAUUCCUUUUCAAUGCUUGCAUAGACAAUAUCAGACAUAAGCAACAUAGGACCUCAUGGUUUACAGUAGAUAUGACAUACGGAGAAGGUGAACCUCGCAAGAUACAUGUGAUGUUGGAAUUUGAGCAAGGUAGACGGUUACUCGAGAAAGUCUAUCCCCCUCCAAAUUCAAGUACAAUGAAGCAGAAACUUCCCACCUUGCCCCAUGUAAGUCUGUUGGUUAUACCCGGCGAGUUAUGUCUGGCGACUCAUUCCCUCCAACAAACAAAACUAACGUCAAACUUCAUAGAACGAUGGAGUCGGGAAUACAGAGUAGCUUUGAAUAGAUAACUUUAUGCUUCCGAAUUUUCCCUGUUCUGACACUCACACCCUCUUCCUCACUCUCACCCUCACCCUUCCCACUCUCCAACUACAACUCUCCCUCACCCCUUCACUCUCUCCUUCACCAUCACCUUUCCCCUCCUUCCCUAUCUUUACCUCCAACU